AACGUGCACACGCCAAGAUGACAAACGACCGAUAGAAAGAAAGGGUUUUCAGAGCGCCGGGACUGCGGUUGCUACGACGACCAAUGCUCUUUGGGUUUGCAGCGAGCCAUGUGACAGGGACUUUGACGUCAGCUGGAGGCCGGGUCUGCGCUCGGCGUCUACGGAGCCAAAGCCUGGUGUGAGAAGCUGGUGGAUGCUGCUGGAGUUGGUCCGUCUUCCACGCUCUCUAGCUCUCCCUCGGUAUUACUAUUGCCGCCGCCGCCGCCGCCGCCGCUUCCCUUUGGGCUGCCAAGAGCAUGGAGUAUUAAAGACGUGCAUUUCUGCAGCGUGAGAUAAGACCCUGACACCAACAUGGGAAAACAGAACAGCAAGUUACGCCCUGAAGUCAUGCAAGAUUUGCUAGAAAGCACAGACUUUACAGAACACGAGAUCCAAGAAUGGUACAAAGGCUUCCUGAGAGACUGUCCCAGUGGACAUUUGUCCAUGGAGGAGUUUAAGAAAAUCUAUGGGAAUUUUUUUCCUUAUGGGGACGCUUCUAAAUUCGCUGAACACGUGUUCCGUACAUUUGACGCCAACGGUGAUGGAACAAUAGACUUCAGAGAAUUUAUCAUAGCUUUGAGCGUAACGUCCCGAGGGAAACUGGAGCAAAAGCUGAAGUGGGCCUUUAGCAUGUAUGACCUGGAUGGGAACGGAUACAUCAGCAAGGCAGAGAUGUUGGAAAUCGUUCAGGCAAUCUACAAGAUGGUUUCUUCCGUUAUGAAAAUGCCAGAAGAUGAGUCAACGCCAGAGAAAAGGACAGAGAAGAUCUUUCGUCAGAUGGACACUAAUCGAGAUGGAAAACUUUCUCUGGAAGAGUUUAUUCGAGGAGCCAAGAGUGAUCCAUCUAUCGUCCGUCUCCUUCAGUGUGAUCCCAGUAGCGCUGGGCAAUUCUAAACAAGUUGCUUGGAUUA
Pogona vitticeps (central bearded dragon) is the source of this 950-nucleotide messenger RNA. RefSeq names its product neurocalcin delta (gene NCALD). Lineage: Eukaryota; Metazoa; Chordata; Lepidosauria; Squamata; Agamidae. Gene Ontology annotation, biological process: calcium-mediated signaling. Gene Ontology annotation, molecular function: calcium ion binding; actin binding; tubulin binding. The record is from RefSeq and is a predicted model, not a curated record.